UGACUUUUUUUUCUUUGGCAGCUGUGGCAAGCCCUCUCCUAUGGCAGAAGGAUUGUGUGAAAGGUCCUGAAGUAUGGUGUCAGAAUCUGCGGACUGCAUCGCAGUGUGGAGCUCUGAAACACUGUCAGCAAACUGUUUGGAGUAAGCCUACAGUGAAAAGCAUCCCAUGCGACUUGUGUAAAGAAGUUGUAAUGGUAGUUGGGAAGGUUUUGAAGGACAAUGGCACAGAGGAUGAGAUCCGCUCUUACAUGGAUAAGACAUGUGAAUUCCUUCCUGACCCAGACCUGGUUUCUGAGUGCAAGGAGGUUGUGGAUGACUACCUCCCAGUUGUCAUGGACAUGAUCAAGGAAGAGUUGGACAAGCCUGAAGUGGUGUGCAGUGCCCUUUCGUUGUGUCAGUCCCUCCAGAAGCAUCUUGCUGCAAUUAAACUUCAGAAACAGCUCCAGUCCAACAAGAUACCUGAACUGGACUUCUCUGAACUGGCAUCUCCUUUUCUUGCUAAUGUGCCUCUUCUUCUUUACCCUCAAGAUGAGCCCAAGAAGGAGUCUCGGGGGAAUGGGAAUGUAUGUGAAGACUGUGUUAAGCUGGUCACUGAUGUUCAGGAAGCUGUGAGAUCCAACUCCUCUUUUGUGAAUUCCUUGAUUGCUCAUGUCAAGGAGGAAUGUGAACAUUUGGGACCUGGCAUGGGCGAACUGUGCAAGAACUACAUCUCUGAGUAUUCAGACUUGGUUAUCCAAAUGAUGAUGCACAUGAUGUACCAGUUACAAAGUCAACCUAUAAGAAAGAUCAACAUUAAACUGCAGGAUCAGCAACCAAAAGAGAUCUGUGCAAUGGUUGGAUUAUGUCUUUCUCUGAAGUCUCUCCCCCUCCAGACUCUGGUACCAGCUAAGGUGAUUCACGAAGCCAAGAUGGAAACUCUAGAGAGGCCUAAUGUGCAGAAAAACCUGGUGCAGGAGAGUGCCUCCCCUGUGUGUGAUAUAUGUGAGACUGUGGUGAAAGAGGUUACUAGCCUGCUGGAGAGCAACAGGACAGAGGAAGAAAUAGUACAUGAACUGGAGAAGCUUUGCUCUGUGUUCCCUGAGGGCAUCAAAGAACAGUGUAGGGACUUUGUGGAAGUCUAUGGCAAGGCUGUCAUUGAUAUGUUGUUGGAAGCAACUAGCCCUGAAACUGUGUGCAUUCUGUUGAAGUGCUGUACAAGUGAUAGGCCUUCUCAGGCAGUGAAACCUGUUCCAGAGGAGUUGCAGGUUGGUAACUUCUGUGAUGUCUGCAAGAUGAUUGUGGCUUAUGCAGACAGAGAGUUGGAGAAAAAUGCUACAACAGCUGAAAUUGAGGCUGUAUUGGAAAAAGUCUGUCAUAUCUUGCCAGAAUCUGUCAGAGACCAGUGUGUUCAGUUUGUGGAGCAGUAUGAGCCAAUGGUUGUGCAGCUCCUGGCAGAGAUAAUGGACCCCACUUUUGUGUGUACUAAACUGGGUGUCUGUGGAUCAUCAAAACAGCACCUCUUGGGGGCAGAUGCAUGUGUCUGGGGCCCAGGCUACUGGUGUAAAAACAUGGAGACUGCAACUCAGUGCAACGCUGUUGAGCACUGCAAACGCCAUGUGUGGAACUAGAAGAAAUCUUUCAAAUUCUGAAAUCAUCUGCCAUCAUUCUUAAAUUGUGGGGUAGAGCUGGUGGGAGAGUUGCAUCUCAGAAAUGUCCUUUCUCUCUUUUACCUCCUUAACCCUCAAGUUCCUUUUUAUUGUCAUUUUGUAGACGUGCUGCUAUAGAAGGAUCUGAUCUUCAUUGUUGAUCUAAUGGAAGCUAUUUUUGAUUUGUACAGUUCUAAUUCAUUGUGCCACAAAAGAAUAUGCAAUACAUGUGGAUUUUGACCUAUGGGGGGGUGCCCUUUAGGUGGUGGGAGAGGUGGCAGAGUGAACGAGUGAAACAAAGUCUAAAUAGCUGUGUUUCUAACUAAAAAUGUGGACAGCAACUAAAUUACAUUUAAAUGUUUUUCUUUGUAGUUGGCAUGUGGAGACUUUUGCCCUUGAAUGAUCUGUGUUUUUAACAGCUAAUAAGACUAUUAAAUUCUAAUUUGUAAAGAGCAGAUUUCAUAGAUUUCAUAGACAUCAGGGCUGGAAGGGACCUCGGAAGAUCAUCGAGUCCAGCCCCCCGCCCAAAGGGCAGGAAGUCAGCUGGGGUCAUAGGAUCCCAGCAAGAUAAGCAUCCA
Messenger RNA from Alligator sinensis (Chinese alligator), 2203 nucleotides. Its product is annotated as prosaposin-like. NCBI's taxonomy places the organism in Eukaryota, Metazoa, Chordata, Crocodylia, Alligatoridae. Gene Ontology annotation, cellular component: lysosome. The coding region runs from base 192 to 1607 and encodes 471 amino acids. Gene Ontology annotation, biological process: sphingolipid metabolic process. The record is from RefSeq and is a predicted model, not a curated record. The transcript is spliced from 15 exons.